GUUUGUAUCUUGAAUCCCCUCCCUUUUUCUUCCCGCAAAAGUUUCGACCCUUCCAGAUCUCUCUCUCUCGAUUCCGUUUCCGUUCCUCUCUCAACUCUUCUUAGCUCAUCGUCUUCAUCGUCACUCCUCUCUGGAUUUUUUUUCUUUCUAUCUGGUGACCUUUCACUGCUACUGCGUUCGUCGCGCCGUUUACGGUUUCUGCGGUUCGUGCUGCAUCGGAUGAUUUGUGUAUAUGCUAGAGUUUUUUUUCCCUUAAGGUGAUAAAGCACAGCACAUCGACAAUAUUUGAUGUUUGCGUAACUAGUUCAAAUUUGUUGUGUGUGAUGCUGCUGCUGCUGUAGCCUGGUCAACUAUCUUUUUUCUGAAGAAUUCAAUACCAGGAAUGCAAAGUAGUCAGUUGGACCCUAUAGCAAACAAAAUGGAAUCUUCACUUUCAGAAGCUCAACGAGGGGUUGUAGUUUCUUCCAAUGAGUCUUCAUUGCAUCAAUAUUUAGUACCUAAUAGGCAAAUGGAACUAAUGGGAUCAAUAGCUGGUGGAUCUCUAUCUCAGAGUGGAAUGGUAUCAUGCAUGCAAACCGGACAUAUUGAUGUUAAAGCUGGAAAUUUUGGACAGCAACAAUUUCAAUUACCUGGCAAUCCAUUUGGAGGUACUGGAAGCAUGCUGAGAACUGCAGAAGGGGUGCUGUCACUUCCUAUGAAGCGCAAGGCAUCGAUUGAGCCUUUUAAUCCUCUCUCACAGCAGUCUCCAUUGCACAAUAAGCGAGUUGCAUCUAUGGAACAUCGUCCAUGGUUGCAACAAACUUCUGGAAUAGCCAGAAGGCCUCCUUUACAAAUACCAAACAAUGCCCCAGCUCCUGUAUCAAUGCAUUCCCCUGCUGGUAUUAAGAGAAAGGUACAGCAAAUGGAAUCACAUCCAACUAAAGUUCGACAUCAACGUCCCACUGCUUCCAAAGGCCAGAGUGCUCCGUUGGCUCCAACUUCCAAAAUUCAAAAUGAGCCAACAGGAUCUGUGAGAUCAAAGAUGAGGGAGUCCUUGACUGCCGCAUUAGCCUUGGUUACACAGCAGCAAGAUAAGUUACCUAAUGACGAAAAAAGUUCUUUAACUGAGGCUGAAAAGUCUGCAGUUCCGGAGCAGGAAAAUUCUGUAUUUUCUGGUCCAGCUAUUGGUCAUGUAUCUGAUGACUCCAAGAAACUGUUCUCUGAAAACUUAGAUUCUGUUGGUCUUGAAGACAAUGUAGGAAAGAUGUUAGAUAAGAGUUCUCUAUGUGUAAAUGUUAGUGAGUUAGAGCCGUUGAGAUAUGAUGGACGGGUGUUUCAACAGAAUAAUGUUUUGUCGUAUGAAGACAUUUCUUUUGGGGAUAACUUUUUUAUUAAAGAUGAUCUUUUGCAAGAAAAUGGUCUCUCUUGGGUACUGGAGGCUGAUUUAGGGGUAACCGAUAAAAAGGAAAUGCGAACUGAUGAACUUCAGAAGAUGGACGUUGGCGUAGCAAAUAAAAACCAGGGAGAAAAACCAGUUCAGACGCCGGAGGCUUUGGCACUUAAAAUUGAAGAAGAACUAUUUAAAUUAUUUGGUGGUGUUAAUAAAAAGUACAAGGAAAAAGGAAGGUCCCUUUUGUUCAACCUGAAAGACAGAAACAAUCCCGAAUUGAGGGAAAGGGUUAUGAGUGGGGAAAUUACCCCCGAAAGAUUAUGCUCGAUGACUGCUGAGGAGCUUGCAUCAAAGGAGCUUACCGAGUGGAGAAUGGCGAAAGCUGAAGAACUUGCACAAAUGGUAGUUUUACCCGAUUCUGAAGUUGAUAUAAGGCGUUUGGUAAAGAAGACUCAUAAAGGUGAGUUCCAAGUAGAAGUUGAACAGUACGAUAAUGCCUCUGCAGAUGUUUCAUCUGGGGCUUCUGCAUUUUCUCAGAGUCAACGAAAUAAGGAUGAGACCGACGGUGGGUCUUCUGAUGAAUCUGAAGCAAUUAAGGAUGAACAGAAUAUUCCUGGUCAGAAAAAUGGUGCAUCUGACAAGGAUAAUUACACUUUCACAAUUCCAUCAAAUGAAGGGACUGAUUUGAUGCAAGGACUAAUGGUUGAUGACGGACUUAAGGAUACAGAGUCACUGCCUCCAAUCGUCUCCCUAGAUGAGUUCAUGGAGUCCCUUGAUACAGAGCCACCCUUUGAUAUUUUAGCUGAAGAUGCUGGAAAAUUGUCACCUAUUUUGGAGAAGGGUGAGCCAGAGCCUAGCUCUCGGUCGAAGGCUGCAGCUCAUUCUACGAAAGGUGCAACAGAUGUCAGUAUAGACAAAAAUAAGAACAAUGAGGAAUCUAAUACAAAAGCAGAUAUUGGCUCAUCUUCUGCCGUUCAAGUGGAUUUGAAAUCUAAGCAUAGUAAAGCAGAUAUGGAUUCUAAUGACAAUCAAGCUGGUUCUGAAACAUCUGAUAGGAAUGACGGUGCAAAAUCUACUAGUGAUAGUACUGCAAAAUCUGGGACUGAAUCCCUGUCUAGCACACUUAAGUUGGAACAUCUAUGGGAUGGCAUUCUCCAGUAUAAUAUUUCGACAAUGACUCCAGUUGUGGGUACCUACAUAAGUGGUGAAAGGACUUCAGCGAAAGAUUGGCCUGGCAUUCUUGAGAUCAAAGGGAGAGUAAGAUUGGAUGCGUUUGAGAAGUUCCUUCAAGAGCUUCCAUUAUCUCGGAGUCGUGCCGUUAUGGUUCUUCAUUUGGAUUUGAAGGAGGGUCGUCCCGAAAGUGAACGAGCGAAUCUCCAAGAGGUUGCUGAGUCGUAUGUUGCGGAUGAGCGAGUUGGUAUAGCGGAGCCUGGUUCGGGGGUUGAGUUUUACUUUUGCCCCCCACAUGGAAGAAUUCUUGAUAUGAUUUGCAGGAUCCUUCUAAGGGAAAAUAAUGAGGCACUUAAUGCAAUUGAAAAUGGCCUAAUAGGCGUUGUUGUAUGGAGAAAAACUCAAUUAACGUCUAUGUCCCCAAACUCAACGUCACACCACAAACGCAGUUCAAAAAAGCAACAUUUUAGUUCUAGAAGACAGCAGGAGACAUCGAACUUGAAAGCUAAUAAUAUUUCCCCUAAACAGACUAUUCCUCAUGGUUAUUUUUCUGCUGCCGGUGCUCGUCCUCCGCCUGAGGAGGAUGAUGCAGAUGGUGAUGACGACGUUCCUCCCGGGUUCGGUCCUUCAACUGCUCGGGAUGAUGAUGAUCUUCCUGAGUUUAAUUUCUCUGGUUCUGCAAACCCUCCUGUGUUUUCUUCCCAGACUAACACCCCCAGUACCACCCGAGGGCUGCCGAGGCAUCCCUCAUUCCGCCCAGCUUCUUCCCAAUCUGGGUCUCGCCCUGUAGAGCAAAUGCGAGAGCUUGUGCAAAAAUAUGGGCAAAACCUAUCUAACAGCCCCUCCACUGGAAACUGGGGAGAAAGGAGCUUAAGUUCAGUAGCUUUACAGCCAUGGAACGAUGACGACGACGACAUCCCGGAGUGGCAACCACAAGCAGCAGCCUCACAGCAGCUGCCUGUGCGUGGGUUCCAUCAGCCGACGCUGAGGGCUCACUACAUGGUGAACCAGCAGCAGCAGCAGCAGCCGCCUGUAGGGGCCCCAGCGCCCUUAAGUGUGAGUCAACAAGGGACGUGGUGGGGUCCUCAGCAAGGCCACAACAACAGCAACAAUAUACAGCCUACAGGAAAUUUAGGUGGUAGUCAUAGUAGUAGUGGUCAGUUUUAUGGGGCUUUUGGGCGAUCAGCUCCUUCCAACCCUUCAAAUAAUAGAGGGUUUUGAAUUUUUCCUUUGUUUUUAUGUAAAGUUAAAUUCUUUGUUCCUUCUCUCUUUUCGUCUCCUUUUCCCUUUUUAGCUUUUGUCUUAUUACUUCUGUUGUAAUCUUAGAAUUUCUCACUUCUUCUCCUCUUUUUGUAAGCUUUCGGGUCGAUCCCGAGGCCUUUUAGUUCGACCUUUAUAGGUUAUUGAAGGAAGAACACACAUGGAUACUGAA
Molecule: messenger RNA, 3971 nt
Organism: Cucurbita pepo subsp. pepo (vegetable marrow)
Lineage: Eukaryota; Viridiplantae; Streptophyta; Magnoliopsida; Cucurbitales; Cucurbitaceae
Biological process (GO): DNA-templated transcription
Cellular component (GO): nucleus
Source: RefSeq, a predicted model, not a curated record